UUCCCACAAUGCAGUCCUCUCAGCCGUCGAAACCGCGGCGCUUUGACGUCAGCAGACGGACCAAUAACUUAGCUGCACCAAAGUCUCAUGGCCCUGGGUUUCAGAGGGAGGAUAAAAACAUGAACACAAUCACCACGCCGUCCCCACGCCGGGCCACCAAGGGCCCCACCGCUCCCUCCAGGACCAGAGUGGGCGUACAGCCUCGAGCUCCAGUAAGCCAGUCCAGGUUAAGCUCACAGAAACAGGGUUCUACUGUCUCUAAACUAGCUAAACCCAAACCCAAGAAUGCCCGUGCAUCUGCAGCAACUCAAAUUGUACCCGCAGCGGAUCCGCCUCCUCCGCUUCCCUCGGUUCUUCCUGUUGACCCGAACUGCAAUGAGCCGAGCCUCCCGUGUCUAUGCUGUGAUGGCCGAUCCCCACAGGAUAACAACAGCAUGUUCAACCACAACCACAACAACAACAACACCAUCUCCCUCAGACAUCAACUGCAGCUACCGCCUCCACCGGCCCCGAUGCCCCUGAGGCAGGAUGGGACCGGGGCCAAGGAGCAGGCACAGGCAAAGGCCCAGAUGGAAAUUUCUGCCUGCCCUGCUGCCAGUCUGGAAAAUGAAGAGAAGAUUUCAGAUGAAAACACUGAAGUAGACAAUAAGAAAAAUGCAAAGGUGGAGGAAGAUGAUGAGGAAGAGAGCAGCGGGGAUAUUGAGAUUGACGAUGAAGAGGACGAUAACGAUGACGAUGAAGAUGAUGACACCCUGGUCCCCUCGUGCUGCGACUGUCCCCCCUCCCUCCUGGAGUUCUCGCUCUCUUCUUCUACCUCCUCUUCCUCCACUUCCAUCAGCUCCUGUUCUGAUCUGGAGUCUGACUGUGCCGAUCAAUCUGCCUCCAUCUGCUCUUCCCAAGAUCAAGACAAUCUGUCCGUCUCUCUUUCCUCCAAAGACCACUCUCUCCCACAAGGCCCUGAUAGCAAGCCUCCUGCUCGCUCACCUCCAUCCCUCCCUCUGAACCGAAAUCCCUUCUGUUUAACAUCUCAUUCCCCGAGUCCACCUUGCUCCCCAGAUGAGGGUUACCCUUCUGCGCUUGACUCACCUUCCCCUGACUACUUAGGAGUCAAAGAUGAUUCUGAGGUCACCAAAUUAGGCUUGCUUGACUUUCUAGAAUCGGUCGGAGAAUUUGGGAAAAUGGAGCGGUUCAGCCAGGUGAUCCAAGUGGCUCGCUGGGAUCUGGACGGGGAACAGCACUGGGAUGUUCUGCGGGAUCGCUUAGAUCACCUGGAUCGUUUGGAAAAGGUGAACAGGGAAGUAAAACUGACCUACAUUGCCAGACUCCACGAGAAGGGACUUGAUCUUGGAGAUCUGGAUGAGCAGGACCUUUCGGAUGUCAUGGAUGAAAUGGGCAACAUUGACAUUCCCUGGAAGCUUUAUAAAACACAUGAUGGAAUGAUGGGAGAAUCUCAGGAGUUUUCCGAUGCCGGGGUCGACUUAACCGCUCCGUCAGACUGUGAAGAUCCCCUUGUUCCAGAUUCCCUCACACCUUCCCCUGUUGAACCGCCACCAAGACCCCCAAAACCUCCAGCGCGACAUGCCAGUGUGAGCUCGGACCUCCACACCUACAUAAAUAUCAGCAGAGAGACCACCUCCAUCGCUGUUUCCACCUCUCCUACAUUGUCUACCUUCUCACCUAACUCCUCAUCCCCCACAUUCACCACUUUUAGGUGUGAGAAAUCCCUACCUUCAUCUCCACCAUCCAUUCCUCCUCUCCCUGCUUCUAAGCCAGUUCCUUACCUCACGCUGUAUACCACCCCUUCUCCACCUCCCUCUAUCCCCACCCCAACACCUCCUAUCCCUCCACCUCGAAAGCGACACCUCGCACGGAAGGAAGCGCAGCGCCUCGCGGCUCUUCAAGCCGAACAGGAAAAGACCCCCAUGUCCCUCCCCCCACCUACCACCCGCCCCCCACCACUCCCUCCUCCACCUGUUAUCUCUGUCUCCUCUUCCUCUCCUCCUGCCAUACCACCUCCACCUGCGCUGCCUCCUCCACCAUCCUUCCACGCAUUGGAUGUAGAGAUUCGGAAACUGCUCAUGCUUGCUGGACUUACCCAAGCCGAGCUCCUCAAACUCAGCCCUGAGCUUGGUGUCUGUGUCGGGGGGUUAGAAGACGAGGGAGAUGGAGAUAAUUUCAUGAAACCUAAAUCUCUGGAGUCACAAGAGUUCAGUCUGCGGUACAGAGAAGAGGAAAGUGAGCCUGACACACAGCUGGUGGCCAGAGAUCAAUGGAUUGGCACUGAAAAGUUGGAGGGAGAUCAAAAAGCAGAUAUAGCUGAAGAAGGCAAAAAGAAAGAGGAGGGCAGAGACGCACAGAGAACAACGUCAUUUACUGAGAUGGCAAGGAGAAGGAAGAAAAACACUGGCUUCGCAUUCGAGCAGUACUACAGUUUAAGCAAUACACAUGAAGAUAAAGCAAAGAAUGUGAGCUUUAGAGCUUCCCGUUAUUCUGCUGAGCCACCAGAGUCACCGCCGCCUCCUCCUCCCCCUCGCCCUCUGCCACCCAUUCCUCCAUGUUUGCCAUCCCUCAAAGUCAGCACUCUGCCCGCCAACUCUGAACAACCCGAGCGUUUUGAUUGGCUGAUAGCAUUCACACCAGAGUGUGAAUCCCCACCACAGCUGCCAUCCCUAGAAAAGAGAAAGGCAUAUGUGGAAACCCAAAAGAAGCCCAAUUCGUCAGGUACCUCUCCAGGGUCAGCUCCAAAGGUCACAACCUUUAAAGAGUUGCGUUUCCGCAACAAGAGCUCCUCUCCUCCGACUAAGGUGAUCAUUGAGCCCGAUCCUGACCCCACAAUAAUCACUCCAGAUCCAGAUAUACUCUACAACUUAAAGUGGAGGAAACAUAAGGAGGGAAGUGAUGGCAGCCAGUGGGAGUAUACCUCUCAGGCUCAGGCCCUCUUCAUGCAGCCGCCGCCAGCCCUCACCUCAAUGGCUGCUCUGCAGGAAAUGCUCCAGAGAGCUGAUAAGGAGGGGGGGCAACUAGAGUUGUGCCCAUCACAGAAGAUUGGCUGCUCAGUCAGUGACAGCAGCCUGUGGACCUUGGACAGAGAGUGGGAAGAAAUUAAGAAGGACGAAAAAGAAGGGCAGGACAAACUAAAGGAGGAGGUGGAGGUGAGAGGACAAGCUGAUGGAGGACGGACUUUUGAAUCAAGAACUUCAGUUUCCUCACCCCCGCUCUCCCUCGCCCAGUCCUCCCAACCCUACUUCCUCCACACCGCUAUCCCUUCCUUUCGCCCAGGCUACUGUUACUCCCACCCCCUUGCAGAUCCCAGGCCCCGCAGUCAUGUAGGCCAAGGGCCCACAGACACACACAGAAACACACGGUGGACUCCUGCUGUCCACUCAGCUUGUAUCCACAGAAAUGAAUCGAGCUCUUUUAUAAGCUCUGGGUUUAAAGAUGAAUCCCCGGCUGCUUUUGGUGUAGAGUCUCCACGUGACUGUGGGGCUAAGUUUAAGCAAAACACACAUUCAGCUUACCAAUAUAACAGCGAUCCCAAAACCAAUGAAAGGGACUUUGCAACUGACUCAAUCUGCAAUCUUGACUCCCUUUACCAAAGUGAUUCAGAGAAGCAGAAUGAUGCCAACGCCGUGUCUGUUAGCAGCACCGCUGAAGCUCCAGAUUGCACCACACCGUAUAAGAAUAUUGAUGUUAUGAUGAUGUAUUCAAACAGCAUCGGUGCUAGGGAUUCGAUGUAUUCAGAGAAGCGCUCACUCUCACACACAGACCAGGUCAGCAUCAAGGCUAGGACAUCCAAAGAUCUCCCUCCCCUCCCCACCUAUUACCUGUACCACCCUAAGAACUGCCCUCUUCACAGGGGGGCUCCCCCCCGCCUCUCUCCUAUCGGAGCCCUCUCCCCUCCCCAUCGCUCCGGAGCACCCCCUCCCGGUGCAGCAGGCUCCUCCCUCAGCUCCCCGCUUUUUCCUCGCUCGCACACCUUGCCUGCCCUCGCUGCUCCCCUCUACUAUCCAAACCUCUACCCUCCUAUACCGCCCAGGGCGCCCCCCCUACCCCCAAAACUCUACCAGGCUCCUCUGCAGUCACGCGUGGCGACUGUUCGCAGUGUCUCAUUCGCUGGCUCUGUGCUGAAGACAGACACACCCUGGAUGGGCGAGGAUGUGAAGCAUCCAAUGAGAGGUCUUGGCCUAUCCUCUCUGUGCCUACAGGAAAAGAAAGCCCUGGUAGGCGCAGUUAGUGUGGCAGUGGAAGCCAUAUUGGCCCAGUUCAGUUCUUCAAGGACUGUGGUUCAGAAGGCCUUAUCAGGAGACAGCGCUAUAAAUCCAUCACUGGGCCGUCUGGUGCUGCAGUGCCUCUGCCCCGCCCUCCACAGCUUGCUGACUGAUGGCUUGAAACCCUACCAGAGUGACCUGAUUGCAGGCAGAAGGCCAAACUCUGCUUGGAGUCUGGUCCAGGCUUCAACCAGGGCAGGUCCUAAAACUCAUGCCUUGUUCAGUCUGCAAGUUCGAGUUGGAGAGCUACCCCAGCUCAGACAGAGCAAACACAGGUUCAACGCAUUCCUCCUCGGCCUACUGAAUACCAAGCUUCUUGACUUCUGGCUGUCUUACCUUCAGUCUUGCAGUGAUGUGCUGGAGACCUAUUACCACCCCACCUCUUUUAUGCGUCUGUCGCAGGCCGCCUGCCAGCCUCUGUUUGAGGAGCUGCUCCUUGUGUUGCAGCCUCUGAGCCUGCUCACCUUCAACCUCGACCUGCUCUUCCAGCACCACCAUUUAGAGCCAGAGAGUCACAGGCCAGAGAUCCCCAGCCCCCCCUUUCCAGAUCCUGGAUCCCAGCUUUCAACAAAUGAGACAGCAAUAAAUGGGUCUCAAUCCAAAACUCCAGACAGCAGAUACAGUGAAAGCCUCUCAGAAGUAGACUUUGGAAGCCCAGAUCAUCAGGCAGCUAAAGAUGCUAAAUCAUCACCUGUGACUAAUUCAGAUAAUGGAGGAUCGGCGGUGUCAACAGAUACCAGUUUUGGACCCAUAAAGGCUUCAAUCACUCAGGAGGAGACGAGUCCUCAACUGUUGUGGGUCCAGGAAAAAGAAAUUGAAGAUUUGCCUCCUCCUAACGUUGAGGAAGACAGCCUCGCUCAGCAGGCAGGACAGGUAAUUCAACAGGGAUGGGGUGCUGUGGUGCGCUGGGGAGGCCGACUGAGUCACAAUCUGGCUGAGUUGAGCCUCUCUGCAGUGAAGAAGGAUGAGAUGAACACAGAUCUGCCAGAUCUCCAGGCUCAGGCAGGAAGCGACUACACUCCAGUCAGCGGUAGUACUCAGGUUCCCUGGGGUCUGGGCCGGCUCUUUGGAGCCUCCAAAACUCCCACCAGCCCGACAGGUCACACACAACCAACCAGACGUCCCUCUCAGUGGUUUGCACCUGGUGUCACUGCGCUGACCCGAAUGGUGAGCAGCAGCUCCACACCAAUGCUGAGAAAGAUCCCCGAGACUCUGGGAGAGACCGGAUCAGAGUCCGAGAAAGAUGUCGACACACUGGAGAUGAAGGACAAACCCAGACCACUCAGGUCGGUGCGAACGCUGUGUGACCACGCUGGAUCCGGUUCCGAGCUCAGCUUCCGCAAAGGGGAGGAGCUCGUGGUGUUAGGAGGCGUCGAUCAAGACUGGAUUCGCUGUCGUCAGGGAGACAAAGAGGGGCUGGUACCUAUUGGCUACACCUCUCUCAUCAUGUGACCAUAACUGCUGCACUUAAUCAACACUAAAAAAAUCAAUAAAUAAUUAUAAAAUAUAUAUAUAUAUAUAUUUUAGGUGAGUAUUGAGAGGUUAUGGUAAGGCUGCACUACUCUGAAAGGGAUAUUUCACACAGGCUCGGUUACAGUUUGAGUUAAGGGUAUAACACCAUCUGUUGUGCUUUAUGUGCAUCAGAGGCAAUCUGCUGCCCCCCCCCCCCUCCCCCUCCUGUUAUGAACAUAUUGGAGCUUUUCCCAUCACAAUCAUUUCAGUUUGGUAGUGUUCAACUAAUAGAUUUUAGCAGCAGGAAUUGAGCAGAUGGUGCGAAAUAAUGACUCGACUCAAACUUGGAUCAUUUCAAACCAGAAGACCUUUGAUCCUCGAGUGAAUUAUCCCUUCAAAUGCCUUUUUUCUCCAUUUCCGCCUUGCUUGCCGGCCGCUGAUCUGAAAGCGAUCGCCAAAAUUCUUUGCAGUCUGUCACACUCGAGUGCGUUCAAAUCAGCGGCUGUCUGUCGCAAGGAGGCGGCGGUCGACAGCCUGGCUGCAGGUCGUCGAGUGAGGAAAGCAUGUUGGAGUAGUGGGCCGUAGCUCCUGUUGCAUACUGCGUAGUAAUGUAGUGAACUGUAGCUGUGUAGACCCGUUCUAUUGACCUUUUACCCUUAUUGACCUCUCAUCUUUCUCACCUAGUUUAUGUGUGUUUGACAUGUUUCUGCUACUGUAUUUGACUGUAUAAAUAUACAUAUAAAAUAUAUAUAUAUAUAAAUAUAUAGCUAUAUAAAACGAGAUUGAUAUUACCAAGAUAGAUAGAAAGGUAGAUAAAUAUGAGAAAGUAGCAGCUUAAGGCUGCAGCCGUAUUGAUGGAGUGAUUAUUCAUCUUUACAUUUGCAACAACACGAAGCGGAUGUCAUACAUGCAAAUACAAAUGAAUAUGUGUUUAUUUUAAGUAUGCAAUCCAGUAUCUUCCCUAUUGUGCGCUUUAUGUAUUGCCAUUGUCAUCAUAUUCAUAACAUGAUUAAAUUUAGCUCAUACCUUUUAAACUCUGUAUGCACUGUAAUGUACCACGAAUGCUCUGAAUGAAAACAUCUUAGAUAUCCCACAAAGUUAUAGACGACAGCGACCUGUAGCCAGAAUCUCACAGAGCCUCCGUGGGUUUUAGCAAAAACCCUCACAAAAGUCUGCCCCGCUUUCUCGGCACUGUCUGAAUUUCAAAUGAACGCAGUGAGAAAAACCCCAGAUGUGAUGUCGAUUCAUAAAUGCUACAAGUCUGUGGGUUUGGUGGCUGGUCUUCACCUCGUACCUCAGCUUUUGUAUUUAUCUUAACCCCAUGUUUGCCGAUCAUAAUCAUUGAUAUUAAUGGUAGUGGUAGCAGUGGAAGUGAUUUGUUUGUUUUGUUGUUGCUUAAAUGAAAAGAAAAAAAAACCUGUUGUUUUGUGUCACAUAAUUAUUAGUUAUCUGUAUCUAUGACUAUGCAUAUAUUUAAAUGCGCAACUAAAAGUGUGUUUAGUUUGUUAUAAAGUCGAUUUUAAUUUGAUGUUAUCAUGUAAGUGGAAAUCGGAAGCAUAAAACGAUAAGUGCUUAAAUUAAAAAAAGAAGGAGCGCGAUUUUUAAGCGGCCAGGAAAGGCUAACGCUAAAGGACCUCUAUUCAAUCAGCAGGAAAGUUCCAUUGCUAUUGAUCGAUCAGGGAAAAGAUCAGUUCUCCAGAGUUUCAGUGUAGCAUGCGAUUGCUGGCAACAGUCCAGUAGCAUUAACUUAAACCAGUGUCAUAACUCAUUAUCAGGAAAAAAAAAAUGCCAACACAAGUGAUUAAAAGAAAUAAAAGAAACAAAGUCUAGAUACAGAUAAAAUAUCAGUAGACACGUUUAGUUUGUUUCUUUCCGAUGUGAGAUUACAAAUGCAUUUGUUUAAAAGCUAUUUAUUUAUGGGAUGUGUUAUUUAUUGAUCUUGAGGUUUCUGAAAGGAAUAGCUCGCUAAUUAUCCGGGUUUUUCGUGUGCGAAAAUGCACGCAUGGCCGUGUGUAUGUGCGUGUAUAUGAAGUGAAAGCAGAGAUGAGUUCGAGCACUUCUCUGUCAGCGCAUCCUGCACUUUCACUUGUGUGUGUGAGUGACAGUUAGUUCUGUUCCUCCCUCUCCUCCUCUCUGGUGUCAUGUAGCCCGUAGACAUCCCGUUGUCCUACUGUUGCGUAUAGAGUGCCCCUCUAGUGUCAGUCACUGUUCAGCUCCUGCAUGUGCUUGUUUGUAAAUACACCAAAUAAAAUAUGUAUAAACCAAA
Messenger RNA from Neolamprologus brichardi, 7986 nucleotides. RefSeq names its product RUN and SH3 domain containing 1 (gene rusc1). NCBI's taxonomy places the organism in Eukaryota, Metazoa, Chordata, Actinopteri, Cichliformes, Cichlidae. Gene Ontology annotation, cellular component: cytoplasmic vesicle. Gene Ontology annotation, molecular function: protein binding. The record is from RefSeq and is a predicted model, not a curated record.